This is a messenger RNA of Diabrotica balteata, 630 nucleotides long. Lineage: Eukaryota; Metazoa; Arthropoda; Insecta; Coleoptera; Chrysomelidae. The record is from the annotation of a GenBank genome assembly.
AUGGUAAUUUCAAAAAAACACACACAAGUUAUAAACAUACUAGUUAACAACAAUCUAGUUGAACAAGUGAAAAAGUUUAAGUAUUUAGGCCAUUGGAUACAUGAAACCUUAGACCAAGAACAAGAGAAAUGUAGAAUAGAACAGGCAAGAAACAGCUUCUUAAAGAUGCGACAGUUACUCACUACCCGUAAUCUUGAUUUGUCCCUGCGAUACCGCAUGAUAAAGUGUUAUGUAUAUAGUGUACUAUUACACGGCGUGGAAGCUUGGACAUUAACAGUCAGCUCGUUACGACAUUUAGAGAGCUUUGAGAUGUGGGUAUUUCGUCGUAUGCUAAAAACUUCGUGGACCGACCGCGUUAGAAAUGAAGAAGUUUUAAGGCGUAUGAAUAGAGAACGUGAACCCACCGAAAUUGUCAAGAAGCGUAAAACGUCUUAUCUUGGACACAUAUUUAGACACGACAGGUAUAACUUCCUUCAGCUUAUUAUAGAAGGGAAAAUAUAAGGCAGACGCGGUCCGGGUAGACGACAAAUGACCUGGCUACGCAACAUCAAAGAUUGGACAGGAUUAGACUUUAUAAGGAAAGCCCAAAAUAGGGAAGACUUUGUAAAGGUCAUCGCCAAACUUCGCUAA